Molecule: messenger RNA, 3047 nt
Organism: Bactrocera neohumeralis
Lineage: Eukaryota; Metazoa; Arthropoda; Insecta; Diptera; Tephritidae
Product: homeotic protein empty spiracles-like
Biological process (GO): neuron differentiation; brain development; central nervous system development
Molecular function (GO): DNA-binding transcription factor activity, RNA polymerase II-specific; DNA binding
Source: RefSeq, a predicted model, not a curated record
ACAGUGGUCGCGCCUGGUGGCUGGUGCCUGGCUAUGCAUAGCGGCGAUAAGCUCUCGCACCGCUGCGUCAUUAAAGUACGACGCGACACGAGCGAAAGCGGGCGUUUACAUUUCGCUGAAUCGCAACGUUGAUAUUUUACAAGCAAAGCGGGAGCAGCGCGAUUUACCGUCGCAAGAUUUCCUAAACUAAAAGAAACAAUAAUUUCGCUUGUGAAGCACCUUUGAGUGCCAAAAAAGGUAGUUGUCGCCGUUAAUGAACAACUAAAUAACAACUAAUUCGGUUGAAGUCCCCAUUUAAAGGAGAUGCAGAAUCCCGCGUGAAGUCUCGCAGAAAGGCGCGUGGGCAUUGUGAUUUUAAGCGGAGUGUACAUAUGUAUAUGUAUUGAGCGCGGCUGCUGUGCGUGCGUGUGUGCGCAAUUAAACGCUUUGAGGCACAUUAUGGCGUUGACAGCUUGUCAAUUCAAGCGCAACCGUUACGCUACACCAACACAGUUGCGGCAUCGCCAGCGCUGCUGUUGCUUAUAACCGAUUCACAAUUGCGGUCUCGUUUGUCGGUGUCACUACUCAUCUGAAACUGCGGAUGCACUCUUCCUCAGUGGGAACUGUCAGCCGAUCGAAUGGUGCGGGUUUAGUGUCUCAUACAUUGUGAAGUUAGUGAAGCGUUGCCACAUGUCAAUUGUGUUUGCAUUGUUAUCACCGCAGCUAGUAAAUCAAGCAUUUAUUUGUGUUAACGAGUUGUCGGGAUUUCAAUUAACCAACAAACCGCGAAGUGUUUUCUUGCCACAAGCUGGGCCUCUCAACCAUUGUGUAUUAAUUUAAAAGUGGCGCUGGCCAGCAUUCGGUCUAACCGUUAUCAAGUGAUAGUUGCAUUUCCUGUUUGGAUCGGUCGCACGAAUUUCGCUUUCAAUUCGCGCGCGCGUACUAACACUCGUUCGUGAUAGAUUGUGUUGAUCGCUGUUUCGCAAAUGGUCACGUGCAGUCGUCAACCGUUCAACAUGCUGCCAAUGGCGCCUAUUAAUCCAUUUGUCGUGGGUCUAACCCCAUCAUCUAUGGCAGCAGCUGCAGCGGCAGCAGCCGCAGUCGCCGUGUCCACGGCGCAGUCUGAAGACAUUGCAACCACCACCACAACCAUGGGAACAGCUACCGUUACUACUGCGUCGAUUAAACCAAAGUUGGCGUUCAGUAUCGAUUCUAUUGUUGGCAGUAAUGUCAACAGUAGCACCAACAAACGCGAUAUUAGCGGUUCUGCGCAUCCAACGGACUUACGGCCUAUGCGACCAUCUGCUAUUUCUCCACCACUCUCUUCCUCGCAACGCAGUGACAGUCCCGAUGAACGCACAAAUGGUGAGCGCGAUCGGAGUCGUCUAUUGCUCGCCUAUGAGCGACCUCCAAGCCGCAUAAGCCUCAGCCACAGCGAAGACUCUCAUCAUUGCCAACAGCCAAUAGAAUUAAGGAAUAACUUUUCUGUUAACUAUCGUCCCAUCAACUCAGCGGCGGAUCAGCAUUCAACUGCUUUAUCACGGCCACCAUUGGGACUUAUUUAUUGCCGCCGGCGUUCCAUAUUGGAUUAUUCACCAGAACGAGAAUGCAGUAGUCCGUCCAUGACCGGCAGGUGCCGAUCACGCACUAGGUCCCGCUCUCCUUCCCGCCAGUCAGUAGUAUCUUCUCAAGAGCACAAUGCCACCGUUAACCGAAGUCGAAGUCCAUCGCCUUCACCAACACCGCCACAUAGCCGCACUACACCACGAUCACCACAAACGCCAAGUAGCGGUGGCGUCACAAUUGGCGAGCUUAACAAGCGACCAAUUCAUGUGCCUGGUAUACCAGCAGGUCUGAUUCGUCCAUUACCUCUACAAGCUCCACAAAGUUUAGCUUUACUUCAGUCUGGCAAUGCUGGCGGCGGAGCUCCCGUGUCUUUAGAAGGUAGUAACACGCCAACGAUACAAGCCCCUGGACCUCCACCUCUAUCACAACCCCUUGGUAUGCCGCCACAACCCUCGACGUCCGGUGUGGUUGCACCACCACCCCCACCUUCCAAUCCACACUUUUUGGCCGCUCAGUUCCAAAUGGCUGCUGCCUUGGCGCACCAUCACCAUCAGCAGCAACAACAACAACAUCAUCCAGGUGCUCAUCUGCCAAGCGGUCAUCCGAUGGCCCUGUUCCCUCCCGGCCCUCAUCAUCCUCACUUCGGCGGCCCACACAUGAUCCGCGAUAGUUACCCUCUCUACCCCUGGCUGCUCAGUAGACAUGGACGGAUAUUCCCACAUCGAUUUCCCGGCAAUUUCUUACUGCAGCCCUUUCGUAAACCAAAACGUGUGCGAACUGCAUUUUCACCUACCCAACUUCUGAAGCUGGAGCACGCCUUCGAGAGUAAUCACUAUGUGGUCGGAGCCGAACGGAAGCAGUUGGCGCAAGGACUGAGUCUCACGGAGACGCAGGUCAAGGUUUGGUUUCAAAAUCGUCGCACCAAACACAAGCGCAUGCAGCAAGAGGGCGACAGUGAUUCAAAGAGUCAGAAGGGCAGUCAAGCUGGAGACAAUGAUGCGAACAAGAAUGACAGUUCACAGAAUAGUUUCGAAGAUCAAGAGGAGGAUGAUGAGGAGGACCUAAUCGAGGAGGAUGAGGAUGAAGUCAUCGAUAUGGAUGAUUAUGGCAGCGAAAUGGAUGCGGAAGAGCACCAGCGAUUGCGAGAACAGUUUCAGCAACAGCUGCAGCAGCAUCAUGAGCAAUUGCAGCAUAUCCAGCAGCAGCAACAACAGCCACAAGGCCCAAUGCAACAACUACAUCGUGAACAACGAGAUUUCAGGGUGCAACAGCAGCAACAACAACAACCACACCAACAAUUUAUACAACAUCAACAGUUUUUGCAUCAACAAGUACAACAGCAAAAGCAACUUCAUUUACAACAACAACAACAGCGGCAGCAGCAGCAACAGCAGCAAUAGCAGCCGGGACAGCCAUGAUUGCAGUAACUCAAGUGUGAAGCUCAGGCCGCCGAAGAGCUGGUUCACUUACCCACAGCUAAUUGUGGCCACUGGGCGUGGUGG